UGACUGAAACGUUCGAUACACCAUUAUAUCUUCUCUAAAAACAUCCACAAAAGCUAAGACAUCCUCGGAUACAUCGACACCUUUUGUAAUAUUAUCCUCUACAGGAAAACAAUGGAGAAGCUAUCAGUGAAGUUUGGUUUCAUUGCUCUUUUAGCUGUUGCAUGCGUGAUGAUGAGUACUAUGACAGUUCAAAAUGUUGAGGCAAGUCGUUUGUUACCUGAGGAAGCUCCGGUGGUGCAUUAUGAAGCUUCGACGCAGGUUGUGAAGCCACAAGACUUUCACUGCAGGGAAGGGUGUCGUGUGAGCUGCAUUCCCAUUCAACUAGUUAUUCGCUGUGUUUGUUUAUGCUGAUUUUUUCAGAUAUGUUAUAUGUACUGGAAUUAAUAAAAUAUAAUUUUACUAAUAAAAAA
Messenger RNA from Brassica napus (rape), 410 nucleotides. RefSeq lists its product as uncharacterized. The record is from RefSeq and is a predicted model, not a curated record. Bases 112 to 351 code for a protein of 79 amino acids. The transcript is spliced from 2 exons. NCBI's taxonomy places the organism in Eukaryota, Viridiplantae, Streptophyta, Magnoliopsida, Brassicales, Brassicaceae.